UCGCGGGCGGUGAGGAGCGGAGCGAGCGGCGCUGCGGCCGGGCCGGGCCGGCACCGGGACAGAUGGACCCGUCGUCCCCGCCGUACCUGCUGGCCAAGCUGACCCCGCUGCACUCGGAGCAGCUCCUGCAGGGCCUCAACGUGCUGCGGCAGCACCGUGAGCUGUGCGACGUCGUGCUGCGCGUGGGCGACGCCAAGAUCCACGCCCACAAGGUGGUGCUGGCCAGCAUCAGCCCCUACUUCAAGGCCAUGUUCACCGGGAACCUGUCGGAGAAGGAGAACGCCGAGGUGGAGUUCCAGUGCGUGGCCGAGGCGGCGCUGCAGGCCAUCGUGGAGUACGCCUACACCGGCACCGUCUUCAUCUCCCAGGACACCGUGGAGUCGCUGCUGCCCGCCGCCAACCUGCUCCAGGUGAAGCUGGUGGUCAAGGAGUGCUGCGCCUUCCUGGAGAGCCAGCUGGACCCCGGCAACUGCAUCGGCAUCUCGCGCUUCGCCGAGACCUACGGCUGCCACGACCUGUACCUGGCGGCCAACAAGUACAUCUGCCAGAACUUCGAGGACGUGUGCCAGACCGAGGAGUUCCUGGAGCUGACGCACGCCGAGCUGGACGAGAUCGUGUCCAACGACUGCCUCAACGUGGUGACGGAGGAGAGCGUGUUCUACGCGCUGGAGUCCUGGAUCAAGUACGACGUGCAGGAGCGCCAGAAGCACCUGGCGCAGCUGCUGCACUGCGUGCGCCUGCCCCUGCUCAGCGUCAAGUUCCUCACGCGCCUCUACGAGGCCAACCACCUCAUCCGGGACGACCACACCUGCAAGCACCUGCUCAACGAGGCCCUCAAGUACCACUUCAUGCCCGAGCACAGACUGUCCCACCAGACCAUGCUGAUGACGCGGCCCCGCUGCGCCCCCAAAGUGCUCUGUGCCGUGGGGGGCAAGGCCGGGCUCUUCGCCUGCCUGGAGAGCAUGGAGAUGUACUUCCCGCAGAACGACUCCUGGAUCGGCCUGGCCCCGCUGAGCAUCCCGCGCUACGAGUUCGGGAUCUGCGCCCUGGAGCAGAAGAUCUACGUGGUGGGCGGGAUCGCCACGCACGUGUGCCAGGGCAUCAGCUACAGGAAGCACGAGAGCUCGGUGGAGUGCUGGGACCCCGACACCAACACGUGGAGCUCGCUGGAGCGCAUGUUCGAGAGCCGCAGCACGCUGGCCGUGGUGGUGCUGGCCGGGGAGCUCUACGCCCUGGGCGGCUACGACGGGCAGUCCUACCUGCGCACGGUGGAGAAGUACCUGCCCAAGGUGAAGGAGUGGCAGCUGGUGGCCCCCAUGACGAAGACGCGGAGCUGCUUCGCGGCGGCCGUGCUGGACGGGAUGAUCUACGCCAUCGGGGGCUACGGGCCCGCGCACAUGAACAGGCAAACCUCAAGGAAGUUUUUGAUUUGCUGUGUUACCCAAAUAGAUGCAUUGUGGAUCUGCAUUGUGUUCAGUUUUCCCGUGGAGCGCUACGAUCCAAGCAAGAACUCCUGGGAGCCCGUGGCCUCCAUGGCUGACAAGCGGAUCAACUUCGGCGUGGGGGUCAUGCUGGGCUUCAUCUUCGUGGUGGGGGGACACAACGGGGUGUCCCACCUGUCCAGCAUCGAGAGAUACGACCCCCACCAGAACCAGUGGACGGUGUGUCGGCCCAUGAAGGAGCCCAGGACAGGGGUCGGGGCGGCGGUGAUCGAUAACUGCCUGUACGUGGUGGGGGGGCACUCGGGCUCCUCCUACCUGAACACGGUGCAGAGGUACGAGCCCAUCUCGGACACGUGGCUGGACUCUGCCGGGAUGAUGUACUGCCGCUGCAACUUCGGCCUCACCGCGCUCUGACGGAGGGCGGGACCCGCCCACCUCACCGGUGCCGCACGGAGCCGGAGCUGCUUGGAGACGAUCCGUGCUGCGGGCCCGGAGCUGCCAGCUGAGGAACCUGCCGAGGUUGGGAUUAAAAUGAGGAUUUGUUUUCUUCCCAUAAUUGGCCUUUGUUCUUUCAGCAGCAAAGGGAUGGAAAGCUGCUUCACCAGCUGGCUUUAGCUGCCCCCCUGUCCGCGGCAGUGGGGUUUAGGGAGCACUGUCCACGCCUGGGAGCCGGUUGGAAACUUGUCCAUCUAACCCUUUCUAGAGCUUUCCUCUCUUCCUCCUGCCUCCUCUGGAAUAUGAAGUUUACUGUGCUUGGGGUGAGAGCUGUGUGAGUGUGUGUGUGAGUGCAGGGUUUGCUGAGUGGUGCCUGGCUGUGGCUGCACACGGAGGAAGCGCCAGUGCUUCAUGGGUUUUUUAUGACCAGUAACUCAAGGGCUGCCUUGUUUCUGUAUCUCAAGGUCUGUAAAUAAUAAAUGCCAUAGGAUGUUGCCUGUA
Molecule: messenger RNA, 2378 nt
Organism: Pipra filicauda (Wire-tailed manakin)
Lineage: Eukaryota; Metazoa; Chordata; Aves; Passeriformes; Pipridae
Gene: KLHL28
Product: kelch like family member 28
Exons: 6
Coding region: 63-1856 (597 amino acids)
Molecular function (GO): protein binding
Source: RefSeq, a predicted model, not a curated record